Fonsecaea nubica is the source of this 897-nucleotide messenger RNA. RefSeq lists its product as hypothetical. Lineage: Eukaryota; Fungi; Ascomycota; Eurotiomycetes; Chaetothyriales; Herpotrichiellaceae. The record is from RefSeq and is a predicted model, not a curated record. The transcript has a single exon. The coding region runs from base 1 to 897 and encodes 298 amino acids.
AUGGACACAGUUUCAAGCUCAAUAUGUCGAGCUUGCCGGCAGUGUUUGAUCAAGCCUGCGCCAUAUCGAGCUUUCAGCUCAUCCUCUCCUCGCGCAUAUAUCCCACCCGAGUCUCCUGCCUUUGUCGAUGUCCCAGAGCCACUCCAAACAAUUCGAGACUCUCAAGCUCGACCAAAGGGUAUUCUUCCUGUACCUCGCGAGCUUUUCCCGUCACGGCGGCCCGACAAACCUGGCCAGCAAUACCUGGACAAUGUUACGCCUGAUCCGCUUCCCAAGAACAUCCCCCCUCCCGAUCAUCUGACCGAGACGGGGAAAUACAAACGGCGCAUGGCCGAACUGAGAAAGACUCAUCUACGCUCAGCGCUGAAAGAAUUACACACCCGGAAAACGUCGAUCGACACGACCAUUGCUGCUCGCAGUGCUGCCAAACAGCGCGAACGGGCCCGACUCCUGUCACAGGCCGAGCGAGAAGACGUCCGUCUCACCAACGUUUCUGUCCCCAGCGCAAUGCGUCCGCAAAAAAUUCACGAGCUGUCAAUUGAAGAAGAGCUCGCCAACUAUAACGCCCGGAAAGCCGCAUAUGAAGCUCGCCUCGCGGCAAAACACGAAGAUCGUCUCGACAAACUUCAUACACUGUACAUGAAUUCACGAACGUUCAUCACCGAUAGGGAACAGCUCAGUGCGGCUAUUGAAAAGGCAUUCACCACCACAGGAAGCAUCUGGAGGAAGGAUGGAAGGCCAGAUACAGUGGAAGAGAUGAUCAAGCGCGGAAGGGACAGGACUGCAGACCAGGGACGAGGUGGCAUGAUGUUGUUCAGCGAUGUCAAUGAACGUGCACUCAAGGAUCAAGAGAGGAUGAAGAAGAUUGCAGAGAAAUUGAGCGGUGGAAAGCUGUGA